Dentiscutata erythropus is the source of this 225-nucleotide messenger RNA. NCBI's taxonomy places the organism in Eukaryota, Fungi, Glomeromycota, Glomeromycetes, Diversisporales, Gigasporaceae. The record is from the annotation of a GenBank genome assembly.
AUGAAUCAAGCAUCCAAUAGCCAACAACAAAUAUCCCAAAAUUCUAAUGGGCCACAGAAUGGUGGCCGAAGCCAAAUGCUCUUAAACAUUGGUAGGCAACUAUCAAACCGUCAAGAAACUACCAGUACAUUCAAUUCUGAUCAACGAUACGAAGAUUUAGUCAACGGUGCAAAUCCUUUUAAUGAAUUGCAAAGUGCAGAAAUUUUUACAGAGAAUACUCAGUAA